Molecule: messenger RNA, 2820 nt
Organism: Cotesia congregata
Lineage: Eukaryota; Metazoa; Arthropoda; Insecta; Hymenoptera; Braconidae
Source: the annotation of a GenBank genome assembly
AUGGCAAAAAUAAUUAUUUAUAUUUCAUUUUUAUUACUCUGUCUAAUUUCUUUUGGAUUAUAUCUUUUUGGAGUUGCCAAUUAUGUCACUGAUCUAAAACCAAAUAAUUGUGACAUGACUUACAUGUUUGAAUAUCCUCAGUAUGUGAGAAUAAAAUUAGACAAUGAGAUUGAAAAUAAAUUCAAUAAAUUUGGUCUGUAUGCCUACGGAGAAGGUUAUGCUACUGAAAAAUUACGGAGGAUGAAAUUUACAGGGAUUCCGGUUUUAUUUAUUCCUGGAAAUGCCGGCUCACAUGAACAAGUGAGGUCUCUUGCUUCUGUAAGCUUGAGGAUGAGUUUAAAACGUAGAACACCAUUUCAUUUUGAUUAUUUUACAAUAUCAUUUGCUAAAAGUCUUUCAGCUCUCUAUGGAGGUAUUUUACAAGAACAAACAGUAUUUACGGAACACUGCAUCAAAAAAAUCCUGUCUCUCUACGAGGAAUACGAAAAAAAACUCGACCAAGUUAUUUUAAUCGGGCACUCGAUGGGUGGAAUAAUUGGUAAAUCUGUCCUGCUUCAGCCCUCCAACCAAACAUCUAGUCCAGCAAGUAUCCUGAUAACUCUUGCAAGUCCUCACACUCCUAACAUUGCGUUUGAUCAGACUUCGGCUAACUUUUAUCAAUAUAUAAACAGUCGAGCAAAGCGUCUCCAUAACAGUGUCAGUAUAGUCUCUAUUGGCGGCGGGUCACGAGAUCUUUUAGUCACUAGUUCUCAAAUUUUGGAUCCACUGGCCGAUCUUAACAUCCUCUCCACCGCGAUUCCCAAUGUCUGGCGAGCUCAAGAUCAUUUGUCAAUCCUCUGGUGUAAGCAAUUGAUAAUCGCAAUUGUUAGAGGGCUUUUUGACUCUGUAGAUACUACUCAACGAAUUCCAAAGAUAUAUUCUCAACGAGAAAUAAAAUUAAAAGCCCUGAGCUAUCACUUGCAGAAUAGAUUCGCCGGUAAAUACUUAACCAAAAUAAACUUUCAACCGCGAGUUAAUUUCUUGGAGGAAGGAAGGUGGAUCCAAGUGACUGGGCCCCAAUUUUCUUACAACAGUAAUAAUGAUAAACCGUUAAAGGGUAAGCUAAACCUAAACCACCAAUCAAUAGUCUAUUUGAUGAUUCCAAUUCCAGUAGACAAAUUUGCUUACAAUUUUCUCAGCAUCGACGCAAUUAAUUUGGAUACUCAAGACUGGCUUUUUGCUUGCACUGUCCUUAUAAUUAAUGAUAAAACCUCUGAAAAAAUAUGCAAGUCAGGAAUAAAUCUUACCAAUCUCACAAGACUGUCUCCCGACGUUUAUUUUCGACAACGAAAAACCCUCGACUUGAAUUUACAUGAAAUUUCAUCUCAAGUGACGCAUAUUGUCGUCAGAAUUCCUACCAUCGAAGCUGACAAAAAGACUUUGGUGACUGUCCACACAGAUCUUUACUCUUUGGAAACAAGAACAUCAUUUAUUGAUGGGUCGGGAGUCUCCUGGCUACCUUUACCGCUAAAAACAGUAUUAGCUGCUGGUGACUACAAAACGGUGAUAAACACUCAGUCUGGAAGUUUAAGAUGGCACCUAGAUGUUAAAGUACCUGACGCUAUUAAUUUUGUACUGGAGUCUGUAGACGGUGAAGAUAUGGCGGUUUAUCUUGUUAUUGAGGUUAAAGAGUCCUGGAACUCAACUAAAUUUGGUAUUACAGAGUUUUACACGCUAACUGAAAAGGAUAUUGGAAAGUCCCAAGUACUGAGGAUGCAAAUGGACAGUGAUUACCUUUCGGAUCAUAUUGUAAAAAUUAUUGUCACUUUGGAUCCUAAUUUUACGUAUAAACUUAGAAUUGAGAAAGCUGGACUGAUUGACAGGUUUGCUAAUUUUGUUAGAGAUCGGUGGUUUCGGUUAUAUCCGACUGCAUUAGGAUUGUUGUUGUUGAUAGUCGCUACUAGGAUGGAUGAUAAUGACAAUAAUAAAGUAUUUGUCACGAUGGGAUUCACUACUGGACUGGUAGUUUAUUCAGAGAUUUAUUUUGAAAUUUUUAUAGCGAUAGGUUUAUUGAUGGUCCUGUCUAUUGCUACCUGUUGCGCAAUCAUUUUCUCAGGGUCAAUGGUUCAUAAUGUCACGGCUAGAUUUCUUGCCAGAGCAUUCGCUAGAUUUCCUGCUGCGUGGUACGGGUGGUUAAUACGACAGUGGUUCGACCAUUUACCUUUUAUUGCAAGUUUAAUACUCUUUAUAAUAAUAUCUAGCAGUUGUGCAGCAGUAGCGAUGCUUCUCUCAGUAGUAAUCUACUUUUUGAAGCUAACAAGAAUGUACGAAGAUUAUCUGGAAGAAUUAUUUAUGGCCACACUACGUGGAUUUAUAAGAAAAAUUAAAAAGCCUUCUUCAGAUAAACAGGUCAAAAUCACUAAAAGCGCUCCUCGAGAUGACGUUAAUCCAACAACAAAUAUUAUUAAUCAUCUGUUGUUGUUCAUGAUAUGGUAUCUCACAUCCAUAUCUGCGAUACCAACCACUCUUGUGUGGGCUAAAAACUUUAGUUAUGAAACUCGAUUGACAACCGAAGAUACCACCAUGUAUAUCUGCUGGAUUGUUUUGACUGGGUGGGGUUCUCUAGGCCUGGUAAAAAUUUCUCCGCCUAUUCCUCAAGACAAUAAAUUUCGGCUAAGAACAAUCGCAAUGUUUCAGAGGAUAGUCGGUUUUAUUUUGCUCUGGAUCGCACAAUCGAAAAAUAUUGCAGACUAUCAAUGGAUGAUACCUCCGAUCGUAGCGAUUUCAAUAACUCGGAUCGUUCUUACUCCAUUUUUUGUUAAAAAAAAAAAGUCUCCAUAA